Messenger RNA from Oryzias latipes (Japanese medaka), 1759 nucleotides. It is a transcript of the gene supt7l, whose product is annotated as SPT7 like, STAGA complex subunit gamma. Gene Ontology annotation, cellular component: SAGA complex. Gene Ontology annotation, molecular function: transcription coactivator activity; protein heterodimerization activity. The record is from RefSeq and is a predicted model, not a curated record. Lineage: Eukaryota; Metazoa; Chordata; Actinopteri; Beloniformes; Adrianichthyidae.
UUUGUUUGUUACACGAGAUUUUUCUCCCAAAGGACAACAACGAAAAGCCCACUUCCUUCAAAUGCAGGAAACCAAAGAAUUUGAUUCUUCUCCUGAAUUAUUACCUAUAUAAUGCCAUUUUUCUGAAGCAACACGUUUGUUUUACUAUUUAAAUGUGCUCACUGGGAAGUUAUAUAGCGAGUUUGUUGUUUUGCCGUCCUUUUGCUAGCAAUUUUGUGACGUCGUCGUUUGUUGACUCGCGAAGCACCAGAAGUAGAGAAAGAUUCUCCGUUAGAUCCUGAUCAUUCUAUUCUGAGCCCCUCAUCAGUAUUUAUGACGCAUUACUGGGGUGAGAUUCCUGGGCCCGCUGGGGCCCCCCCCAGCCGCAGCUCCUUUGAGUUGCUGCAGCGAGAGUUUCGCUCAGUGGAAAUGCAGGACCCCCCCCUGCACCAGCCCUCUGCCCAGCGUCCCCGGCCCACAACCAUGCUGGACAUCCCCUCCGAGCCGUGCAGCCUCACCAUCCACACCGUGCAGCUGUGCCAGCACAUCCGUCGCCUCCGCGCUCUUCUGGCAGCGGCCCAGGCUCAAGGUCCGAGCUCCACCCCGUCUGAGGGUUGCAACCGGCUAGAAGAGGCUGACGCCAAUCUGCCGCUCCGCCCUCCAACCCCACCCGUUAUGCCAGACGAUUUGUUGCCAGCAGAUAGCAAAGCCCCCCGUCAGCCCUUUCAGCUUCGCCAUAGUGAUCCUGAGAGCAACUUCUAUAAGGGUGAAGGUGAACCUGUCACAGAGCUGAGUUGGCCCUCCUGCAGGCAGCUCCUCUAUCAGUCAGUCGCCACGGUUCUGGCUCACGCUGGCUUUGAGUCGGCCCAGGAGAGCGUGCUGGAGACCCUAACCGAUUUGGUUCAUGAGCACUAUUUACGCCUCACCUUCCUGCUGAGGACAGCAGUAGAUCGAGAGGCCCGUCUGGGAUCCAGUCCUUUUGCAGACGUGGUGGAACAGGUCUUCCACGAGAUGGGCAUUGGCAGCAUGUUGGCCCUACAGCGCUUCUGGCAAGUGAGGAUCAAGGACUAUCACAGCUACAUGCUGCGGGUCAGUAAGGAUCUGUCAGAGGAAUACGAGCGGCUGGUGAAUCCAGAGAAAGCUCUAGAGGACUCAAAGCCUCUGAAUAUCAAGGAAGAGCCCAUGAGUGACAUCCCCUUUCCUGAAAGCGAGGAGCCUGAAGCUGAUCUGGCCUCUGGGGACCAGGCCUUGCCCAUGGGAGUUCUUGGAGCCCACACCGACCGGCUGGCUUCAGGCCUGGAUGCUGACCACUCCCCCCGUACAUCAGGCGCGGGUGCAGCCAGCAGCUCCCCCCUGUGGUCCCACGUGAAAAUGGAGCCGCAGGACGAGGAAGUGCACGGCCCCGGUCACCAUCACCCUCAUCACCACGGCGUCCUGGGCGGAGACGUGUUUGAGGAAGGGGAGCCGAUGUCCACCAUGAGUGAGUCAGGAGGAGCGAUGGCCUCCUCCCCAGUGGGGGGAGCAUCUGAUGGCAGCUACGGGUCACACUCUCCCGACUCCCUGAUGGGAACCUCGCCGGUUUUCAACCAGAGACCCAAGAAAAGAGCCAAGAAGAUGUGAAGCUGGGAGUGACGCAAGGACUCGACUGAAAGACAGAAGAAUGAGAGCAGCCAGGACUGACAGACGGCAGGAAAAUGGGGUUUGGAGGAAUUUUCUCUCAGAUAGGUUUUCUAUUCAGUGUUUAUUUGUUAAAAAUAAAAAAUAAAAUAAGUUAAAGCAC